CUUCACACAAAUGACCUGUUGAGAUAAUAAAUUCAUGUAACGACAAUAGGAGGUUAGAGGUACACCAACACUGUGUAGCAACACCACCCGAUAUAGGUACAUCAUAAGCAGUGGACAAACACAGAUGAGAAGUCAGGUUGAUGUCCACCCAGGGAUAUAUAACUCCGGUUGUUAUUUGUGGACUAUGUUUGCUAGCACAGUUCGCUACAGCAUGGCAGGAAUAUCUGACGUUUGACAACUGCUACAAUAUAUACAGGGUAACUGAAAGACAUUCGUACGUAUUGUCCUGGACAGGAUACAGUCAUGAUCCCGGAUGUCGGGUGUCCUUCCACGGUUACGAUUCGUUUUACCCGGGCGAUAAAUAUAAACUAUGUAUAACAGUGACAAAUUGGACUAUUGAGAACUCAGAACUCAGUUUAAAAUAUUACUCGGGUAGAGGGAUGUACCAAGAAGUUCUUAAGAAGGAAUAUACUCAGAGUGACACUCUAGGUCAACAGUGGUGCUCAGAACAAGAUGAAUUUGUCGAUAUUUUACUGAAGACGACUAGACCAAGUCCAAUGAAAAGUUAUAUAAAUGUACAGGUUACUGCUACGAGGACAUUCAAAAAUAUAAACGUCAGAGAAACAACUAGUGCCGUUGUAGGAGGAAUCAUAGGAAUUGUCGUUCUUUGUUCGAUAGCUGUCUUCUGUAUGAGAUGGGGGCACUAUUGCAAAAAAACGGCUACAAAUUCUAGGUCAAAUAAUACAGCAAUAUACACAGUACAAUCAAGACACCAACGACAAGAAGGUUUAAGUAAUCCAGGACAUUCUACAGAACCAACAGACCCACCUUCUUAUGAUAGUGUCUUACAGAAUUAUGAUAAUCCACCAGCGUACUCUGAAAUAUAUAUUAAAGAGGAACCACAAUCUCCAUCACCGAGGAUAUAAUAUGAGUUUACACUCUCUCGGGGAUAUCAUAGCAAUUUACUCCAUGCAAUUGACAUAGUUCUGGUAACAGAUUACACUCUAUGACGACUCUAUCCUAUUGACAUAGUUCUGGUAACAGAUUACACUCUAUGACGAAGAAAUAAAAUGAGUUUACUCUGUUACAAAAUAUACAAUAUCAGUAUAUUCUAGACCAAGGAUAUGAUAUCAGUAUACUCUAUGCCGAGGAAACAAUAUCAGUAUAUUUUUUUACCAAGGGUAUGAUAUCAGUUUGUUGCCAUCUAUAUAAUACCAGUCUACUGUAUGCCGAGGAUAUGAUAUAAGUUUACUUUUUGCCGAGGAGACGAUAUCAGUAUAGUUUUUACCAUGGAUAUACUAUAAGUUUAAUGUAUGAAAAGAUACAAUAUCAGUUUAUACUAACCAAAGAUACAGUAUCAGUUUACUCUAUGCCAAAGACAAAAUAUCAUGUUACCGAUGCUAAUUACACAAUAUCCGCUUAAACUAUGCCAAUGACACAAUAUGAGUUUACUGUAUGUCAUAGAUAUAUUUCAGUUUACUCUAUGCCAAUGACACACUAUCAGUUUAAUCUAUGUCAAAGACACAGUAUCAGUUCACUCUAUGCUAAUUACACAAUAUCAGUUUACUCUA
Molecule: messenger RNA, 1571 nt
Organism: Mytilus trossulus (common blue mussel)
Lineage: Eukaryota; Metazoa; Mollusca; Bivalvia; Mytilida; Mytilidae
Exons: 7
Coding region: 141-926 (261 amino acids)
Source: RefSeq, a predicted model, not a curated record